This is a messenger RNA of Chenopodium quinoa (quinoa), 1945 nucleotides long. Its product is annotated as heptahelical transmembrane protein 4-like. NCBI's taxonomy places the organism in Eukaryota, Viridiplantae, Streptophyta, Magnoliopsida, Caryophyllales, Amaranthaceae. Gene Ontology annotation, cellular component: membrane. The transcript has 4 exons. Gene Ontology annotation, molecular function: signaling receptor activity. The record is from RefSeq and is a predicted model, not a curated record. The coding region runs from base 316 to 1542 and encodes 408 amino acids.
AUAUUGUUUUUUAAAAAUAAAAUCCCAGGCGGUGUAGUGUUGCUCUGUUGUGCAUGUCGUUGUAGAUGAAUCAGUCUCCUCAAAAUAUCUCUGAUUUGUUUGUUCCUUUUUGGACUCUAAAACUAUGUCGUCCUUUUAUUCAUCGUCACCAAUAUUCCAGGUUCAUAGCUUUGGCAACUUGUACUUGCUCAUUUUGUCGACAUCGUUCCCCUUUAAAGCAAUUUAUUUGUUUUCCAUCAAAAAAAAAAAAAAAAAAAAAAAAAAAAAACUAUUUCUUCAAUCCCAUAAUCCCCUCUAAUUGCUCGUCAAUUCCAGAUGGUGUCAUCUUCACACAUACUCAACAAUCAAGUUGAUUGUGAGAAUGAGGAAAAAAUCUGCACAGGAAACAGGAAAGGGAAAAACCUAUGGAAGAAAGUCAAAUAUGAGUUUAUAGAUUAUCAUAACUUGCCUGCAUAUCUUAGAGACAAUGAGUACAUCUUGGGUCAUUAUCGAUGUGAAUGGCCACUGAAAGAAUUGCUAUUAAGCAUCUUCGCCAUCCAUAACGAAACUCUUAAUGUUUGGACGCAUUUGAUUGGCUUCUUUCUUUUCCUAUCCCUGACCAUAUACACUGCAACUACAGUCUCAGAUGUUUCGGAUUACUACCCUCUGCAACACGUUGCUGAGAUGCUCAAUAAAGCUGGUUUGCAUGAUGUUCACUCAACGCUUGUAAAUUGCCUCACAUCCUUAUCUAAGAUGCCUGAUUUCGGUACGCUAAGUGGUGAAUUGAUGGCAUCCCUUCCGUAUAUCAAUUCACUGUCAUCUGUUUCUGGGUGGCAUAUUAUGGAACAUUUGUCAAACUGCUUGCCUGAGCGUUUCUCUCAUUUAAAUGAGACUAAUGAUCCUUCCAUGUGGAGUGUGAAAGAUAAUUUGAUCAAUACAAUUGCACCUUUGCCAUCCCAUCCAAUCACAAGAUGGCCUUUCUAUGCCUUCUUGGGUGGUGCCAUGUUCUGUUUGCUCGCAAGCAGCUCUUGCCAUCUGCUCUGCUGCCACUCCAAGCGGCUUUCUUAUAUAAUGCUGAGGUUUGACUAUGCAGGCAUCGCAGCCCUCAUUACAACCUCAUUCUACCCUCCGGUUUAUUACUCCUUUAUGUGCAAACCAUUUUUCUGCUACCUCUACCUAUCAUUCAUUACAAUAUUGGGCAUUGCAACCAUUGUUUUCUCUCUCUCCCCUGUCUUCCAAAAUCCAGAAUACCGGAGCAUUCGUGCUUCCUUGUUUUUUGGUAUGGGCGUCUCUGGUGUUGCUCCAAUUCUACACAAGCUGAUAUUGUACUGGCACCAGCCUGAAGCAUUGCAGACCACAGGUUUAGAGAUUCUGAUGGGAGCAUUCUAUGGCUUUGGCGCAUUAAUAUAUGCCAAAAGAAUACCCGAGCGAUGGAGGCCAGGGAAGUUUGAUAUUGCAGGGCAUAGUCAUCAGCUCUUUCAUAUUCUGGUGGUUGCUGGAGCUUACACACACUAUCAUACUGGACUCAUGUACCUCAAGUGGCGGGAUUUACAUGGUUGCUGAAAGAUUUAUAUUAAUCGUAGGAAUUAUUCUCUCAUAAAACUUGCUAUCAAUUUGUAAGUAAUUAUAUGAGAGCUAGGUGAUGAUCCAAUGGUCUAAUGCAGUAGCCAUCACCUUGACUUCUCAGGUCAUAAUACUCGGUUUCUAAGGCUAAAAAUGAGGCCGACAGGCCACCAAACUUGCUGAGUUGCGGCUAAAGACAUUUACUAGGAUAUCUGGCUUUGUGAGUUUGAUCUCUGGCUUUGUGAGUUUAGUCUUGCAGCAUGAAAUUGUACCUCUUACGAGUUGUAAACUUGUGAGGGCAUCUAUACAUAGUUAUAUUAUACUCCGUAUACUAUACUAAAACACUUGCAGCUUGAUUCAAGAAUCACACUGUGGUUUACAGUGCAAAAUUUACUUGAAUGUU